GUUUUUUGCUUCUUGCUCGCACUCGUCUUCACGGCCGUCCGAGAAAAGCACAAACUCGUUUUUCUCUUCUACCUCUCUUAGCAACUACGAUCAAACAAUCGUUUUGUGGCCAGAAAAUCGGGACACAGCAGGACGGAAAACGGUUUUAGUUUUACCCUCCCACCCCUACCCCUCUGCGAGAGAACCUGAGUACUUCCUUCGACGAAGUAAAGUAGUUCGGACGGCCAUGGACGGAGCGAGCUGCUAGGCUGACGAGAACGACCUCGGGAAGGGUGCUGGGUUCAGCCGCGCUCAUCACAGUGUGGCGGAGUAGCCAGUUGUUUUCGUAAUGUAAAUCCCAACGCCCGUCGUCGUGUUUCGUCUCCCGUGUCACAUCCGUCCUCGCACGCACGGUGCUGGCUGUUGCUGGCGUACACAGAUGAAUUGCUUCCUGCGUGUGACGUGAGGGUCCGUUUUUUUUGUUUGCUGGCAUUCGCUCGAAAGGAAAAAAAAGUGCGUCGAGGAAGCGUGUGUUCGAACGACUAUCGAUCCUAUCGACUGUUUGGAUUGGGAGGUGGAAAGGGAAAAACCUCGGCGUGCAUUUAGGGCCACGCAGUAUGCCUUUCGGUGACAGAGGCAGUUGUGAAUCAGCUUACUCUACCACCCCCCGCGAAGGCAGCAGCAGCAGCAGCAGCACCAUUGGAUGGAGUUCCGUGUGAUGUGCUCCGGGACUAACGACGGCCAACAUGAGGAACGUUCUAUCGAGUGUUUACCUUUCCACGAGCAUACUGCACGCCUGCACCGCUAUACCGAUCCCGUACGUCCAUACAGGACAGCAUGAUGCCGUGAUCUUCGGGAUGCUGGCCUGCCUGGGGCUCGGCUCCUUCAUAAUGGGGUUUUGCAUUUUCUGCAAAAAGAAGAGUGGCAAAUUUAAGAAAUUCAAAGACGGGGACAUCAUACAGGAAGUUAUAUCGACGGAGUAUCCCAUCCUGAAGGCGCUGAAUGUGCUGGAAUCUUCGGUACCGUGUGCCGUCAUCCCGUCGAGCCCAAACAACCUUUCCACCGAUAAUCUGCUGGACAAGAUUGAAACCUAUCAGCUCGAUGUGGACGACCACCACCACCACCGGCACGAUUCGUACUGUACGCGCCGUAGCGACCCACUGACCUGCACGUACGACGAGUUCGACCCGAACGACGAGUCGGACGAGCGGACGGAGCGGACGGCCACGACGGCGACGGUGGAACCGGUGGCCGGCGACGAGCCGCUCCUGUUCUCCGACGUGUUCGACGAGUCGCUCGAGCGGAGCGAAAAGUGCAACCUGACGGCGGUGUCCGCCGCACUGCCCACGUCGUCCGGCGAGGAGGACGAGGAUGGGUUGCCUCCACCGCCACCGCCGCCCCGAUCGGACGCGGAGGAGGACGAGGACGAGCGGCGCCCGCUGGUGAGCGACGAUAGUAUUGACGAGGCGGCCGCUACCACCGCCACGACCAUUACGGUCACGGCGACGGCCGCCCAGUCGGCCGAUGCGAUCAGCAUCGAGGAGGCGCUGCGUGCGCUCGACAUUGCGAUCGAGGGCGAGGAGGAUGAGGAGGACGAGGAGGACGAGGGGCAGGCGACACCGUUGAACGGGAGCGAUGACGAUGGGUCGAUGUCGCGCUCGAUCUACUCCGAGCCACCGCACGAGGAGGCCGCACCGAUGGUGGAAGAGGAAGCGGAGGUUGAGCCAGAGCCAGAGCCGGAACCAGAGAUGGAGCCAGCGGGGGAUCCAGCGAUGGAGCCCGUUCUUAAGCGGGAAGAUGUCGAGCAGCAGGCAGCAGAACUGGUGGACGAUGUGCUUUACAAAUGCCAGUACAUGCUGCAGAUGAUGGACGCCAACGGGAGUAACCUUUCGCCGCUCGAGGCGGACGAGUUUUCGCCCACUAACUCGCGGGGGAACAUAUUCGACGGGUGGGGCAACCUGGAGCUGGACGAGAAUGUGUCCUUCGCGCCGCUGGACGACGACAACGACGACGACGCGUGGUGGAAGGGACCGCUGGAACCGUUCGACGGUAGCGAGGACGACCAUGGGUGGAAUCGUGCUGGGAACGAUCCAUUCCAGGACGAUCAUACGUUCGAUCUGCUGCGCCAACAGCUGAGCCAGCUACUGCCACCCCAGGGCAAUGAUUGUGCCGGUGGAGCUCUUCGCACCGAGAACGAUCACGAUCAAGCGCCCGGUGGAAGCCCGAAAGCGCAGGGCAACGGGGGGACCGAUUACGACCGGCCGGAGCGUGAGACGGAGGAGAACGAAAUCAUCAUCAACUACAACCGGUCGCUGUCGCCCAUUUUGGAGGAGAACGAAGACGAAUGCAGCUUGCCCCCGUCGGUCAGCGUCGCGCACUGUUCCAACAUAGUGGAGAGUACGAUAGUAAGCACUGAGGGACCGGUGGUGUGCGAAGCGACCGAAUCGGUGCCCGCCCUCGCCCGGCGAAGCUCUCUAACGGCGUCCAAUGACACGCUGUUCAACCUGGAGGACGUGCUGGAGGACCGCUGCCUGACGCCGCCCCAGGACGAUACAUUCCCCGCGAGCAGCCGCAGCAGCAGCAACACCGCAUCCCCACGGACUAUGCUGGUCGAGGCCACCAAUGGCGAUGCGAGUGGGCUAGAGAAAUUGUACACCUUCUCAUCGCGCCUCAUGCCAGCACCAGCACCACCACCACUAUCCUCUCACGGUGGUGGCGCUACCCGGCCGGACGAUCAUCUACUACUGCAUCACCACCACCACCUCCACCAUAAUCAUAAUCAUCACCUACAUCAGCGGCAUCACGUACUGCUGUCCUCGAUCUGUUUGGACGAUUUAAGCGUCGAUGAUCUCGGCAUGGAGUCGCCUCCACCGCCACCGCCACCACCACCACCCUCACAGCCGUCGACCGUUGGCGGGGUAGGCAACAGUGCGGGCGGGCUACUCAUGGCCGAAACGAAGCAAGAUCUUCCCUCCUCGGCCUAACAAGGGGAGUAGCAGGAGCGCUACCGUUUCUUUUUCUUUUUCGAUAUUUUUAGUUUUCUUUUAGUAGAUCUGAGCUUCUGGUGAUGGUGGCAGUAGACCAAACCGGUGUAGUGUAGACACUGUGACCCAACAAAGGGUCACACAUACACACAAAGCACAUACACACACACACACGUUCAUCCCUUCUCGUCUACUCCUACAGACUGCUGUUUGAGCAGCAAACAAAUCUUAGUACUGAUUUGUACAUAAAUGUGACUGUGAGCGAGUGUGCAACUGUUAGUAGGUUUCUUCCGUUUGGAUGUAUUGUUAAUCAUUAUGAAAGAGGGCGAUGCGCGUACAUCACACAUCCAGCUGGGGAGGGGAAAACACUUGGAACUGGAAGUAUUUUACCGCCCCAAAGUAAGACACUCGUGGCUCGUUUGAUUACUCGGUGGAGAGGAAUGCUCGUACUAAAGGUACGGGCUUUUUGUGAAUAUGCGGUUGUUUAGUUAAUUAUUGUGUAUCCCGUGAAAAAGAAAAAAAUGGACACGGUCGGAUUGGACCCCGAGUAACCGA
Anopheles coluzzii is the source of this 3518-nucleotide messenger RNA. RefSeq lists its product as uncharacterized. NCBI's taxonomy places the organism in Eukaryota, Metazoa, Arthropoda, Insecta, Diptera, Culicidae. Bases 726 to 2963 code for a protein of 745 amino acids. The record is from RefSeq and is a predicted model, not a curated record. The transcript has 7 exons.